ACAAAAUCGACCUGGCAACGCUGAUCUGAAUGCAACCACGGCAAGUGACAGUUGCUGUCAAACGUUGUUAAUGUUUUGAAGCGUAUAGUACAUAAAAUAGUAAAAAUGGAUCCUGUGGCUGGUUCUUCUAAACAACCUACCGAAAACGUUAAAUCGGUAAUCGAGUCAUUACUUAAAACGAAUAGUGAUCGUGUCAAGUUAGCCGACAAAACAAAAAGCAAGUCUGAUGUAUGGAAAUCGUUUCAAACGGUGGAAGUUGAUGGUAUAAUUGUGGACUUUGUUCGGUGUCGUAAGUGUGGAGUUUUGCUAGCGUGGAACAGUGAGAAAACUGGAACGAAUUCACUUCGCACUCAUGUCUUCUCUCAUGAUCGCGAAAUCAAGAAGACAGACGAUGCUGUUUCAAAUCAGGUGAAAACAACGACCUUCGUAGAGAAGAGCAGUUCCGCAGAUGAGGAGAUUGUGCGUCUAUACCAGUUUUUGGCGCUGGGCUCUACAGCAUUCCUCGCGAUGGACUUCGAUCCCUCUGCGUAUCACUGUGCGAUAUGCUUAUUCCGAGCGCACCCGGUCGAGACGCUGUCCGAGCUAACGAUCGCAGCCGUCAUCGGACGAGGUCGCCCCAUACCGGCACUUCCGCUACUUUCGAAGGAAUGUCGCUACAAGGGAAAGGUGUUUACCAGGCGUUUCAAAAAAGAUAACUAUCUUCGUUACGAUUGGCUUACCGGUUGCGACAUCGAGAACAAGUUGUUCUGCUGGCCAUGUUACAUCUUCAGUUCCGAUCCGACCGAUACGUGGGGCUAUAAGGGCUUUGAUGGGUUGAGCAAUUUUAGUAAUUCGGUCAAAACCCACGUGAACCAAGAUAUGCAUCUCGUGAACACCGAAAAAUACAACUACUAUGCGGUCGACGGAAAAAAGAUAAGCAUGGAGCGACCUCAUCAGUUUUACAGUUAUUCUGGUCGAAGAAAGAUUGAGGAAGCGUUACCAAUGUCUUCGGCGGUUCAAGGGCCAGAAGAUGUUGCAGAUGAUGAGACCGAUGCCCUGCAACAGUCCGAUCUGAUGGUGGAAUUGUUAGGAGAGAAUAAUCAGGGAGAGGCCUGUAGCGCAAGAGAUACGGUGGACAUGUCCAACGGCACCGGCACAGAAAAGUACCAACUCAAGUGGCACUCUCAUCAACAGAAUCUCAACUCGUCGAUCUCUUGUCUUUAUAAAAACGACCGGUAUGCAGAUGUAAUGCUGAUAACCUGUAAUAAUGAGGAAAAUUUCUCGAUAGCAGCCCAUAAAUUAGUUCUAGGAACAUCCAGCUCGUAUUUCGCCAACAUCUUUGAAAAGAAUCUAACCCCACCGAAUGCCAUGACCUACAUCGUUCUACCACCGGAACUGACCAGACGUGCCCUGCAGACGUUGAUUCAGUACAUGUACACCGGUGAAUCGACGGUGUCGGUGGACAUUCUCAACGAGGUUCUAAGGGGUGGUGAGCUACUGAAGAUACGAGGACUCUGGCGAAAUCCUGGAGGAACAACUGAAGGAGCAACCACUUCGGAAAACACUGCUCCAACCAGCGCACAUGGUCGUCAACGGACGGAACGGAUUUCCGUCGACAGAAUACCACUUCAGGAACCACGGGUAGCGCAAAACCCGGUACCCGUGCAUGACAGUCCUGUGAUCGUGACGAAUUCGUCCAAAACUUACGGAAUAAGUCAGUCCGCUCAAACACCGGCCAGUUCAUUUGCACCGAUUAUCAACGUCAAGAAGGACGUCGCCAUCGAUCCCGGUGCCGAACGAUGUAGUUCAAAACGAACUUAUACGAUAGUUAAUCAGGAAAAUAGUCCUCAAACACCUCGACAACAUAACAUCCCAAGACUAUCGCCCUCGAGAGCGGUUCUUUCUAAUGCAGGAAAUGUUCCAAACCCAGCGAACGUCGUUCAAACGAUGCCGGAAGAAUUAAAUUUCCUGAACGUCAAAGAAGAACCGGUAGAGUGGACGGAUGUUGGCGCUAAUGAAAUAAGUCUUGACAAAACAGGUCUCCCACUGGUGAAAGUAGAGCUGAAAGAAGAUGUAGUCACCGAGGGUGGCAGCAUAGGACAAAGCCAGGAACAGGUGUACUCUCCGCUGACGUGCGAACUGUGCAGUGAAACUUUCACCGUGCCAGCCGAGUGGGUUCGGCAUAUUGAAAGUCACACGGAUACUUCUCAUACGGCCACAAAACGUCGACGACGAAUUGGAAACGACACGGACGCAGACGCAACGGCCGCAUUGAAGUGCGACCUGUGUGCGAUGUAUUUCGUUACACCUGCCGAAUGGGUUCGCCAUGUGCAGAGUACGCACACCGAAACGGAACUAGCUAUGUCCAACAAUAGCACGCUGCCCAGGCGGAGUAGCAAAUCCUACGGCGGUUCCGAAUUGCAGCACCCCCAAUCGGCUACGUUUCCCAUGUCCACGGCACACCAGCAACCACAGGAGCGGACCUGCUCCGUUUGCAACAAAGGCUUUCCAUCCUACGCCAGUAUGAUUAUUCACAAGCGAACGCACACGGGCGAACGUCCGUUUUACUGCGAAAUCUGCAAUAAAGGAUUCAACGUGAAGUCCAACCUUUUGCGACACAUGCGAACAUUGCACAACCAACAGAGCAGUCAAUCACCGACCCAGGGCGACCCGGACAGUCACAGUUCCAACGACUAAACCGACGACGUGGACGGAAAUGGCCGCCACCCGCUAGAUAGUGUAUAUGUUAGAUGUUUUUAAUCUUAGGUAAGACCUAAUAUUACUGUGCAGCGAAAGAGGAAACAUUUUUUUAUUUCAAGUCGAUCUGCUCAACUAUCCUUUUGUACAGUGUAACUACCAUAAAAUGGGCAGUUUAGUAUUCAGACGUUCAGCGAAAGCCAAACGAAAUCAAUUCUCUGUCUCUUUCUCAACUAUCCUUAAGGCUUCCUGUAGCACUUUUUGAAAAGCCAUUCCUCUGAUCAUCGAAAAAGGGUAAACCAUAGCGUAGCGGCUGGUGAUAGAAAGAGGGACAUUUUUCUUUUCUUUCGAACUAGUGUUUAACUAUUGCUGACAUUUUCCGUAAGUAAAAGUUAAGUAUAUAUUUAUUCGUACAAUCGA
This is a messenger RNA of Wyeomyia smithii (pitcher-plant mosquito), 3096 nucleotides long. RefSeq names its product GDNF-inducible zinc finger protein 1. The record is from RefSeq and is a predicted model, not a curated record. Gene Ontology annotation, molecular function: protein binding; DNA binding. The transcript is spliced from 7 exons. NCBI's taxonomy places the organism in Eukaryota, Metazoa, Arthropoda, Insecta, Diptera, Culicidae. Gene Ontology annotation, cellular component: nucleus. The coding region runs from base 106 to 2676 and encodes 856 amino acids. Gene Ontology annotation, biological process: regulation of transcription by RNA polymerase II.